Messenger RNA from Plasmopara halstedii, 900 nucleotides. RefSeq lists its product as uncharacterized. The coding region runs from base 1 to 900 and encodes 299 amino acids. NCBI's taxonomy places the organism in Eukaryota, Oomycota, Peronosporomycetes, Peronosporales, Peronosporaceae. The transcript has a single exon. The record is from RefSeq and is a predicted model, not a curated record.
AUGGUGACAACUACCAGUACCAUGUUUGUUAGUAGCACGACUGGUACUGGCACGACCAGCAGUACCUGCGGGUCUACAGUCGUCAUGCGUGGAGCUGGGUCAUCAGUCGAUGGCGAAGUGAACCCUACGGACUACUAUUUCCAGUCGACAGUGUCCAACCCGUUGUCAUCUACUACAUCUGACGGCAACGGCGAGCUCCUGACGCCCCGUAUGGAUCAGAAGACCAUGAAGCAGCUUCGCACUGGUGGUCAUAAUAAUUUAAACAGCUCUACGGUCUCGGCUACAGAUGACGUAUCCUUUAAAACCCUCAUUCGCAAGCGAUCGACUCGUAUGAUGUCGAAGGCAAGACAUAAUGGGGACACAAAUAUGCAGCCUCCUCUGAAAGAGAUUGCUACAGGAGAGUACGUUUUGUUCCCAGAAGAGAUGCAACCUGUAUCGCUGCCACCCCGUCCACAGCAGAGGUCGAUUAUGUCACAAAAUCGAAGACGGUCGCGAGGUCCGAGCAAGAAAAGUGUCAAGAUGACAACUAUUCGUCAGUUAAACAAGGAAGAGCCUGGUGUCUCGUUUCAAUUCUAUGGCCGUAGUGGUGUGCCACCAGCACCAGUUUCUACCCUGUCGUCGGACGUCAGAAGCAGUUGCAGCACGAAUGACUCGUUCAUGAAUGGCACUCGCUCAAUUUCAUCCACGCGUGUCUCGCAGUUUUCUGAUCGUGUGAGUCUCGAGACAAACCUGGGAUCGCUGAACCCACAGUCAAAUCUCGCAAACGCGGGACAUUUCAUUGAUGGUGGCUUUACCCCUAGUAUUCAAGAAGAUGAGGAAGCCCAAGCGUUGGAGACACUUAGCGGCUGGCUACAAGCAUCGUCCGUGUCGACACAAGACUCGUUUAUGUGGUCGCGUUAA